AAACGGAGAUACAGGAGACACCUCGCGGAGACGACACGGCAGAUUUCCCCCCUCUCUUGGUCCUCAAACUCUCAGGUUCAGCUACCAACAUGGUGUUACUCUGUAAGACGGAGAUGUUGUGCCUCGGGCUAGUCAUGUUCUGUGGUCUGUGUAACAGUCACGCGUUAGAUUCGGAGAGAAAACAGAGAUUGCCAUUGCCAGGGGCGACGGACACAGAACCACUGCCUGCUGCCCGUCAUCUUUUGACGUUUGAGGUAUCGCCACUUGAAAGACUAGAAGGUUUGAUGCUACGUGGCGGCCGGCACAGGAGGAGCACUCUGAUUGAAUUUACGGUGCCUCUGGCUAUAAGGAUUACAGGCAGAGGAACUAUAACCGUUGACAUCAAUGCAAUUAAUUUGGAUGACGGUAGCGAGUUGAUAUUCCGAAUCGACACAGCCAGAACAAACAUUAACGGAACGGCGACCUUACAGCCCAAAACCUGCGACUCUAGUACCAACUCAGGCUGCGUAUCGCUGAGCUAUAAAACCGCGUCUGGCUCAUUAACUGGCACAGAUCGUAUCUAUAUUAUUGUGGAGGACAAAGAUAAACCAUCCAACUACGUUGAAGCGGUAUUCAUGGUAGAGACAACGAACCCCGGUGGCGUGUUGGGAUCCACGUAUGUCGGGGAAGUGCCGUACAACCCGGCUGACGAGGGUCAGAACUGGCAGAUAGCGGCUGCGCUGUUAGCGGCGAGUGUGUUCAUCCUCAUCUGCGCCAUCAUCAACAUCUGGUGCUGCAUGGAGUUCGACAGGAAACCCGAGGAAGAGCCGCAGCAGGAGAUGAAGGAGGCCCCGCGGCGGAUGACGUCCUCGUACAACCCGCACUACCGGCAGCGGUACGACAGCAUCUGGAGGCGGGAGGCGGUGAGGGACGGCCGGGCGGACGGCAGCCUCACGCCCAUGCCGUACUACGGGGAGCGGAGGAACUCCACGCGACUCACCGCCUUCGUAGAUCCAGAGUCGGAGAGACGGACCCCGCAGCCGUCCGUUGUUCAGGGCUCCUUCUACAGCCCGAGCAAGCGCGGCUCCACAGCCGGGACCAUGUACGACCGGCGGACCUCCACCGCCAUCCCGCAGCCUCAGGUCAUGACCAUCAACUACGACCCCAUCCCUGAGGACGACUCGCCAGGCUACACCCCGCCACCUAUAACGUCCCGGUCGGUUCGGACGAGUUGGACAGGCCAACAAAACCACGAAGCGAUCAACUCUCCCGUCGGCAGACCAAGGUCCAACAGCCUGUCCCCCAACGGGAGAAGACACAGAAGGGUCAGUGCCCUCUCGGCCGACAUCGAAGCCUUCAAGAAGGUCCCCUGGGAUCAAAUUUCAACCGGCAGGUCGUCUCUAACAAGCGGCUAUGUCUGACGUAUCUAAUGUCGUAUAUAAUGUAUA
Branchiostoma belcheri (Belcher's lancelet) is the source of this 1427-nucleotide messenger RNA. RefSeq lists its product as uncharacterized. Bases 90 to 1400 code for a protein of 436 amino acids. The record is from RefSeq and is a predicted model, not a curated record. The transcript is spliced from 7 exons. NCBI's taxonomy places the organism in Eukaryota, Metazoa, Chordata, Leptocardii, Amphioxiformes, Branchiostomatidae.